AUGGUCGAGAAUAACGAUGGCAUGCUGCGGAUAUUCUGGCCGAACAGUCUCAAUCGGACAACCACACCCGGCGUAAUUGUGGGAUGGAAGAACUCCGAACUGGAUUUUUUUGUCAUAACGGUCCUAGAGGAUGUCGAGGUUCGAAAUGUAGAGUCUGCUCUGCGCAUGGGCAUGCUCUAUCGCAACAGUCCUUAUCCUGUGGCUAGGAUCUUCCAACUCUGCGACCGGUCCGCGAUGCAUGUUCUGGGCACACUCAAUCAUCCAGAUCCACCAGAGACAUUUGAUCCAACAAGACUGUGUGCCUUUACCAUAUCUGGAGCAAAAAGGCCAUAUGUAUACUGUCCAGCGAGCGCAGGGUUGUCGGUACAGAUCGUCCUUUUCGACCCGCCUAAUCCUACUCAGAUGCAAUACAUGUCUCUCACACCAAUAUCCCUGGCUCUCGGUCGAGACCAUUCAUCGGGCAGAGAGCCACUGUAUUCUCCGGAUGAGGUAGAGAUGCAAGAGGAGAGGGAGCGUGAGAGGGUUUCCCAGUUGGUUGACAAGCUCGGUUUCCACUCUGUGGUGAGGCACCAACCAACGCAAAAGGAGCUCGCGUUGAAUGCUAUUCUCCGUCAAAUCAACUGUGCACAGGAAGUGGCUGAUUUGCUGCAAAAAAAUACGCCCCUGGUAGGACCGCGCAGAAAGAGGAGCCUCUCAGUUAGUGAAAGGGUCGUGGAGUCGGCCCAGUCUCUCUACGCCUUUGCUGCGUGGUCUGUGUGGACACUAUUCAUGAACUACGCCUUUCCGACACUGUUAUACUUGUUCAAGAUUGCAAUCAUUGGGCAUCGCAUCCUCGCUGAAGGUGUUUUGCAAAUACUCGAAUGGCCAUUGCCAUUGCAAAGACUUCAGCUUCCAGAAAGCCGACGAUCUUUGAGCGGGACGGUUGCCCUAAAGGAUAUCUCGGCCUGCUGCCAACAAGUCCAUUUGAGACUUCAGCAAUUCUCCUAUCACCCAACACAGUAUUCCCUCUUGCGGCGGCGCCACGCGACAUGGUCCUCUUUCCCGACUACAAACAGCGAUUACAUUCGUUUCUACAACUCUCUGUGGCUGGUUGCGAACGACGUUAUUAUUGGCAUCGCGCUGGGAAGUUUCCUCUCGGACAAUGCUCAAACCACUUCGCAGUUCAUCGGAGGAGUACUCGAUGAAUAUACAAUCGAAGGGCUCAGACGAAUGAUCAGAUGGCUCAUGUCCUUCCCUGGUGGCCUUAAAUUGAACACGGAGCUUGCUGCUUUCUUGGGUGAUUUGUUUUUGUGGGUCAUUGAAUACUGGUCUUCGACGACAGUCAUGCUCAUUCUACCCCGAUUACCUACGAUCGUGUACUUCAUUGGAUGUUCCUCCUUCGCCGGGGCCAGUAUGCCUAUCGCCAUUUUUUCGGACCUUCUCAGUUUGAUGACGAUACACGUAUAUUCGUUCUAUGUGGCAAGCGCACGCAUAUUCAAUUGGCAGCUCACCAUUAUCGUCAGUCUUUUUCACCUGUUCCGUGGCAAAAAGCGCAACGUCCUACGCAAUCGAAUCGACAACUGCGACUAUGAUCUCGACCAGCUACUUCUCGGUACAAUUCUGUUCACCUUGUUGUUUUUCCUCCUGCCCACCGUCGUGGUUUUUUAUUUGACCUUUGCCUCGGCUCGAAUGGUGAUAAUUUCGUUGAAAGCAACUCUGGACACCUGCCUGGCUUGUCUCAACCACUUCCCCCUCUUUGCGCUGAUGCUAAGGAUUAAGGAUAGCAAGAGGCUGCCGGGAGGAGUGCAUUUUCGGCUCUUGGAUGUAGAGCAAUACAGACUUCGGUGGCAGGAAGAGGAGGAACUUGCUACCAGCGAGGAGGAAGGGGAAGGAGAUGAUGACGAGCAGCCUGAGCAGUUCAGUUCUAGCUUCGCCUACAUUCGCCUCUCAUCGACUCCAUUGUCACUGCGACACAUCUUUGAGCAAUAUUUUCAGCUCUGGGCACGAAUACGCCAGCAUUAUCUUUCACCGAAGGUGAUCUUCAGACUCCUGACAGGACGCUUUGUGCCGCCUUUGGGAAGGAGCGAAAUGUAUGGGCUACAGUAUUCUGUCCUUCCACGAGAGCGCGCCACAAUUUCCGAGGUAUGGAAGAUUCUGAGUGAGACCAUGACAGUUGGCGGUGCAUCAUCGAGCAGGAGCCCUGCACAAUCACGGAUCCAAAAAGCAGAUUUGGGCCCGUAUGGUGGAGUCAUUGGCAAGCGAUGGAGAUGA
Capronia epimyces CBS 606.96 is the source of this 2250-nucleotide messenger RNA. Its product is annotated as phosphatidylinositol glycan, class Q. Gene Ontology annotation, biological process: GPI anchor biosynthetic process. The coding region runs from base 1 to 2250 and encodes 749 amino acids. Gene Ontology annotation, cellular component: membrane; endoplasmic reticulum. The record is from RefSeq and is a predicted model, not a curated record. The transcript is spliced from 2 exons. NCBI's taxonomy places the organism in Eukaryota, Fungi, Ascomycota, Eurotiomycetes, Chaetothyriales, Herpotrichiellaceae.